AUGGAGAACCCAAAGCAAGUGACAGCUGAUACUCUUUUAAGAAAUUGGCGUUUUUUGGUAUAUUUUAACAGUAGAAAUUCAAUAAACAAUAAAUUGUCUAAAAUAAAAGCCUAUAUUAAAACAGUGCAAGUUUUUCCAGGAAUUGCAAUUUCCACAACUGCUACAUUGACAGCAAUUGUAGAAAUUCCAAUGUUGUACAAUUACAUGCAUCACGUUCCAAGUUCCUUUCAAACUGAGGUCGAUUUCUGCCAACAUCGGACUUUGGGAUGACCCUACACUAUGGAGAUAUCUUGAGAAAGAUGCGUCGUCAGAAUAACGUCGAUGAAGAGGAAGUCAUCUACGUUGAUGAGGAUGGAAAUGAGAUGGAGGAUCAAUAAGGCUGCUCCACAAGCCCAAACCCAAGUUUCCGCUUUUUUCUUCACCUCUAGCCAUGCCUCCGGAUCUUGCUGUUCUUGCGGUGUGGGGGCUGCUGGACCACCUGGAGCCCAGGACAAGAUGGAGCUCCUGGAAAUGAUUGAUCUUCUGGAGCACCGGGACAUCCUGGACAAGAUGCUUUAGAUGACUCUCAAUAUGGACCAAAUUCCUUCUGCUUCGACUGUCCUGCUGGACCACCUUCUCAGGCCAACCAGGAUCCAAUGGAAACGCCGGAGCUCUAGGAACACCAGGACAAGUCAUUGAUGUUCCAGGACCUUCAGGACAAGCCGGAUCUUCCCAGCCAGGAGCCCCAGGACCCAAAGGAGAAGCCGGAGCACCAGGACAGCUAAGAGCUCCAGGACAACAAGGAGAGCCAGGAGAGGAUGGAGAGAGUGGAUCCGAGGGAGCUUGUGAUCACUGCCCACCACCAAGAACUGCUCCAGGAUAUUAAAG
This is a messenger RNA of Caenorhabditis elegans, 867 nucleotides long. The record is from the annotation of a RefSeq genome assembly. Lineage: Eukaryota; Metazoa; Nematoda; Chromadorea; Rhabditida; Rhabditidae.